AUGAAACAAAAUGAAUACUUCAGAAUAGAAUUUUUUUUUUUUUUUUUUUUAGAUUUUUUAAUUUAUUUAUUUUUCCCUUCGUUGUGGUAUUGUUUUUUCAAUAUCUUGUUUAUGUCUUUUUUAAUUAUUUAUUAUUUUUUUUUGGAAAAAGGUGAUCACCUUUUUCCACUUUCUAUUUUAAUUUUUUUUGUUUUAUUUUUCAUGUCUUUUUUUCGUUUAAUUUUGUGA
This is a messenger RNA of Dictyostelium discoideum AX4, 228 nucleotides long. RefSeq lists its product as hypothetical. The coding region runs from base 1 to 228 and encodes 75 amino acids. The transcript is spliced from 4 exons. NCBI's taxonomy places the organism in Eukaryota, Evosea, Eumycetozoa, Dictyosteliales, Dictyosteliaceae. The record is from RefSeq and is a predicted model, not a curated record.